UGAGCAUGUGCAUGGAGCUCAACUUCCAGCUUUUUUUGGUCUGGGAAAAAAGAAAUUCCACAGUCAUCUAGGAGGCACAGGAGGAAGCAGAGCUCACAAGAAGAUAGCUGAUCAAGCAUAUUUACCCUCCGUGUCCUCAGCCAAGGAGGACAAUGGUACUAAUCCAGGUGCCAGGACUUAUCCUAGUUGUACUGUUUGGAAUUGCACAUUCUCAAGAGCCGGAGUUCAGCCAUGGAUGUGCAGAAGGCAGCUGCUACCCAGCAACCGGUGAUCUGCUAAAUGGACGGUCUCAGCAACUUAGUGCAUCUUCUACAUGUGGUCUCCAGAAACCUGAGUCAUUCUGUAUUGUUAGCCAUCUCCAGGAUGAAAAGAAAUGUUUUGCAUGUGACUCACGAAAACUAUACAACAUUGAUGAUAAUACGGAUAGUCAUCGUAUUGAAAAUGUAGUCACCACUUUUGAUCCAAACCGUCUUAAUUUGUGGUGGCAGUCAGAAAAUGGUGUGGAAAAUGUCACAAUCCAGCUGGAUCUUGAAGCAGAAUUCCAUUUCACUCAUCUCAUCAUGACCUUUAAGACCUUCCGGCCAGCUGCAAUGGUAAUUGAAAGAUCAGCAGACUUUGGUAAAACAUGGAAAAUGUACAGAUAUUUUGCAUAUGAUUGUGAUUCGUCAUUUCCUGGAGUCUCUGUUGGACCAAUGAAAAAAGUUGACGAUGUCAUUUGUGACUCUCGAUACUCUGACAUUGAACCUUCCACAGAGGGAGAGGUUAUAUAUCGUGUCUUAGAUCCAGCUUUUCGUAUUGAUGAUCCAUAUAGUCCUAGGAUUAAAAGCUUGUUAAGAAUUACAAACUUAAGAAUAAAGUUUCUAAGGCUCCACACCUUAGGUGAUAACCUUUUGGAUUCACGAGUGGAAAUAAAAGAGAAAUACUACUAUGCCAUUUAUGAUAUGAUUGUUCGUGGUAACUGUUUCUGCUAUGGACAUGCUAGUGAAUGCGCACCUGUAAAUGGAUAUUCCGACAAUGUGGAAGGAAUGGUACAUGGACGCUGUGUUUGUAGACAUCACACAAAAGGUUUAAACUGUGAACAGUGUAUGGACUUUUAUCACGACUUGCCUUGGAGACCAGCAGAAGGUCGUAGCAGUAAUGCUUGUAAAAAAUGCAACUGUAAUGAACACUCUACACAAUGUCACUUUGACAUGGCUGUAUACAUGUCAACUGGGAAUACAAGUGGUGGAGUGUGUGAUGAUUGCCAGCAUAACACAAUGGGACGGAACUGUGAGCAGUGCAAGCCAUUCUUCUAUCAGCAUCCAGACAAAGACAUACGUGACCCAAACAUCUGUCAUCCUUGUAAUUGUGACCCAGCUGGAUCCCAAAAUGAUGGCAUCUGUGACCGUUAUUCUGAUUUCUCAGUGGGUCUUAUUGCUGGCCAAUGUCGAUGCAAGGCAAAUAUUGAGGGAGAACGCUGUGAUCAGUGCAAAGAAGGAUACUAUAACUUGAAUGCAGAAGAUCCAGAUGGAUGCCAGCCUUGUGGAUGCAAUCCCCUUGGAACUAUUCCUGGUGGCAAUUCAUGUGACUCGGUAGAAGGAAACUGUUAUUGCAAGCGUUUCGUAAUGGGAAAGCAAUGCAACCAGUGCAUGCCUGGAUUCUGGGGUUUGAGCAAUGACCUGGAUGGAUGUCGACCUUGUGACUGUGACCGUGGUGGAUCAUUUGAUAACACCUGUUCACCUGAGUCAGGCCAAUGCCGCUGCAGACCACACAUGAUUGGUCGCCAGUGCAAUGAAGUGGAGUCUGGCUUUUAUUUCAUCUCUUUAGACCAUUACAUCUAUGAAGCAGAGGAUGCAGAUUUUGGCCCUGGUGUGAGAACUGUUGAACGCCAGCAUCCUCAGGAUCGCACCCCAUCCUGGACAGGACCUGGGUUUGCCCAUGUUCCAGAAGGAGGAUACUUGGAGUUUCACAUUAAACAUAUCCCAGUCUCAAUGGAGUAUGAUCUUUUAAUUCGCUAUGAACCACAGCUCCCAGAACAAUGGGAAGAAGCAGUGAUAACAGUUAUUCGUCCCGGGAAAAUUCCCACAAGUAGUAGAUGUGGUAAUACCAUCCCAAGUGAUGACAAUCAGAAUGUAGCAUUGCCUCCAGGAUCCCGGUAUAUAGUUCUUCCUCGUCCUAUCUGCUUUGAGAAAGGUCUGAAUUACACCAUACGACUGGAGUUGCCACGAUAUUCAGUUAACUCUAAUGUAGAAAAUCCUUACACAUUAAUUGAUUCUAUUGUCUUGCUGCCUCAUGUCAAGUCUCUGGACAUAUUCAGCUCCGGAGGGUCAGGAGAUGAUGUCAGCAAUGCCUGGCAGACAUUCCAGAGAUACAGAUGUACAGAGAACAGCCAAAGUGUUGUGAAAACUCCUCUCACAGAUGUCUGCAAAGACUUCCUCUUCAGCAUCUCCGCCCUUCUGCAUGAGGGGGCCCUGGAAUGUCAGUGUGAUCCUCAAGGCUCUCUAAGUGCUUUAUGCGACCCGAACGGAGGGCAGUGCGAUUGUCGCCCAAAUGUGGUCGGAAGGAAUUGUGAUAAAUGUGCACCUGGAACUUAUGGCUUUGGGCCUAGUGGAUGCAAACCUUGUGAGUGCAAUGUUAAAGGAUCUUACCAUUCCUUCUGCCACCGUGAGACCGGUCAGUGUCCAUGUAUCCAUGGUGCCUAUAGAAGACAGUGUGACGCAUGUUUACCUGGCUACUGGGGAUUCCCUAACUGUCAGCAGUGCCAAUGUAAUGGACAUACUGAUGAGUGCAAUACCCUUACCGGAGAGUGCACUGGCUGCAGAGAUCACACUGAAGGUUACAGCUGUGAAAGAUGUUUGGCUGGUUAUUAUGGCGAUCCCAGGCUUGGUUCAGGUGAUCACUGCAGACCUUGCCCAUGCCCAGAUGGACCUGGGAGUGGGCGCCAGUUCGCUAGUGGGUGUUACAAAGACACUACAACUGAGCAUGUUGUAUGUACAUGUAAUAAAGGUUAUACAGGUGUUCGCUGUGACGGCUGUGUGUCUGGCUAUUAUGGAAACCCAGAAGAAAAUGGUGGUACCUGCCAACCUUGUAACUGCAACAAUAACAUAGAUAUGUCUGAUCCACUGGCUUGUGAUAAACAAUCAGGAGUAUGUCUAAAGUGCCUCCAUCACACAGAGGGUGAAAACUGCCAACAAUGUCAGCUCGGGUACUAUGGCAGUGCAAUUCAUCAGGAUUGUAAAAAGUGUGUCUGUAACUACCUGGGCACUGAACAGGAGCACUGUCAGGGAGAUGUCAGUUGCCACUGUAAUAGAACCACUGGCCAGUGUCCUUGUCUGAAGAAUGUGGUUGGACAGAGCUGUGAUCACUGUGCACCAAACACCUGGAAUUUAGCCAGCGGAAAUGGUUGUGAGCCAUGUGGUUGUGAUCCAGGUCGUUCUCUGGGGCCAUCUUGUAAUGAGUUCACUGGACAGUGUCAUUGCAUGCCCGGUUUUGGAGGGAGGAACUGCAGUGAAUGCCAGGAACUUUUUUGGGGGAAUCCAGAUUUCGAAUGCAAAGUCCAGGAGUACUAUGAACUGCGUGAAGACUCAUCUUUAGGGGUGGACAGAGGAGGAAGCUGGAGACAGCGCUGGAGCUUGGAGAAG
Messenger RNA from Nanorana parkeri, 3620 nucleotides. RefSeq names its product laminin subunit beta 1 (gene LAMB1). The annotation marks the transcript as partial. The record is from RefSeq and is a predicted model, not a curated record. Lineage: Eukaryota; Metazoa; Chordata; Amphibia; Anura; Dicroglossidae. The transcript is spliced from 25 exons.